GCAUAAGAACGCGCCUUUGAACAUGAAAACAGACGUACGAACCCAAUAUCUAUAUGGAACUGGCUGUGCGCUGAUACAGGACGUCUUGAUACCUCUAUCUUCACUCUCCACUGACUUGUUAAAGCCAUGAGCAGAGCUGCUAUCUUCUAUGCACGGAGCCAACUUCAGCUCAAGUUCUCAUCAUUCAUGAGAGCAAUGUUCCAGAGAUGGGAUCUAAGUUGUCUCUUCCAAGGAGUCCGAAUUUGUUUGAAUGGCAAUGAUUUUACUAGUCCAUCUGAGCACCACAAGCUAUCCCUGCGAGGCGGAGAUUCUCCGUGCACACCGGCUAAAUGCACGGGAUGCCUCGAACCGUUUAUAUAGUGUCGGCAGCAUCCUCCUUGCUCUCUGAAUGCUGCAAGAAUCCUGCGUCUCGUGGGUAAUCGUUUUCUACCAUCGCCUGUGACCUUUGCAAGCAUCUUCCCUUGUCUUGAUCCGAAAUGUCUUCUGUCGAACAGCUGCCCAAGAUGGAAUAUCGAUUCCUGGGAAGAUCAGGGCUACAAGUUUCAGCGAUUUCUUUAGGAGGCUGGGUGACUUACGGUGAUGCUGUUGGUGAUGACAUUGCCUUUGAUUGUAUGAAAGCGGCUUACGACGCGGGGAUCAAUUUCUUCGACUGCGCUGAGGGGUAUGCCGAAGGCAGGUCGGAGAUCGUUAUGGGCAAAGCCAUCAAGAAGUUCGGGUGGAAGCGAAAUGACCUUGUUAUAUCCACCAAGAUCUACUGGGGCGGUGCUUUUGGAGACAAUCCUGUGAACAAUGGAGGACUCUCUCGAAAGCAUAUCAUCGAAGGCACAGAAGCAUCUCUCAAACGGCUGCAGUUGGAUUACGUCGACCUGCUCUAUUGCCAUCGUCCUGACAGGAACACUCCCAUUGAAGAGACCGUCCGAGCAAUGAACUAUCUCAUCAACACCGGCAAAGUGUUCUACUGGGGCACCUCUGAAUGGAACAGUGAGGAGAUUGCCAUGGCCUGGGCUUGUGCAGAGAAGUUGAACCUCAUUGGGCCUGUCAUGGAGCAGCCACAAUACAAUAUGCUGGCACGAGACAAGGUGGAAAGGGAGUUUGCUCUGCUGUACGAAAACUACGGCUUGGGCUUGACCAUAUUCAGUCCCCUCAAGACUGGAAUUCUGAGUGGCAAGUACAAUGACGGCAUCCCAGAAGACAGCAGAAUUGCCAAAGCCUCUGAUGGAUACACGACCAGUCAAAGAGAAGGUUAUGGAAAUGAAGAAUGGCAGAAGACUCUCACCCAGGUCAGACAGUUGAAGCCCAUAGCUGACAAGCUUGGGGUUGAUCAAGCAACUCUUGCAUUAGCGUGGGUGCUCAAAAAUCCUCGGGUCAGCUCAGCAAUUACCGGCGCCUCGAAGGUCGAACAGGUUUAUAAGUCAGUGAAAGCGUUGGGUGUGGUCUCUAAGCUAGAUGACGAAGCCAUGGCUGAGAUUGAUGCCGUUCUUGGGAACAAGCCGAGUCCUCUGUACAGAAGGUUGUAGAUCAAUUUGAGAGCGAUGAUUGACCC
Exophiala oligosperma is the source of this 1543-nucleotide messenger RNA. RefSeq lists its product as uncharacterized. The coding region runs from base 477 to 1517 and encodes 346 amino acids. NCBI's taxonomy places the organism in Eukaryota, Fungi, Ascomycota, Eurotiomycetes, Chaetothyriales, Herpotrichiellaceae. The transcript has 3 exons. The record is from RefSeq and is a predicted model, not a curated record.